Meira miltonrushii is the source of this 1453-nucleotide messenger RNA. RefSeq lists its product as uncharacterized. Gene Ontology annotation, biological process: fatty acid catabolic process; acyl-CoA metabolic process. Gene Ontology annotation, molecular function: fatty acyl-CoA hydrolase activity. The transcript has a single exon. The coding region runs from base 226 to 1326 and encodes 366 amino acids. The record is from RefSeq and is a predicted model, not a curated record. NCBI's taxonomy places the organism in Eukaryota, Fungi, Basidiomycota, Exobasidiomycetes, Exobasidiales, Brachybasidiaceae. Gene Ontology annotation, cellular component: peroxisomal matrix.
AAGUUGUCUCUCAUACAAUAAAUUGCAGGCGAUUAGCGCUAAGAGCGAGUAUGUGAGCGGGGGAAGUAAACCCCCACACUGAUAUUCUAUUUGAUGACUUUCCAACGGGCUACCUUUUCACCGCACCUCACCCAUCAUCUUUUCAGCAUUCAAGAUUGCUCUAUCAUGGAGCACAUGCGGUAGAUUGUCGCAAUUAAAAAAGUAAGGCCAUCACCUACACCAAAGAUGCAGGCACGAUUACAGACGCCUGAAGAGAUCGUUGCCAUUCGUGCGCUUUCCAACGAACAAGGAAGUUCUUCUUCACAGCAGUGGUUGUUCGAAUCAUGUGCAACAUUACCAGAUCUAGCAAUGGGACGAACAUUUGGAGGCAGUAGUAUAGCAUUAGGCGUUCAUGCAGCUUACCAUACAUUACCAAAGGAAGCUACCGGAUUACGAUUGUACAGUGUGAUGGGAAACUUUUUGGGACCAGGUCAAGCAGAUAAAAUUGCUCGAAUUCGGGUAACGAACAUUCGAUCAACACGUACAUUUGCAACACGUCAAAUCAUCAUCUCUCAAACAUCAACAAAAGAUGAAUGCAUUUGGCAAGAUAACUUUGUAAUGUUGAUCGAUUUCGUUGCACAAAAGGGGAAAGAUGAACAAGAGAAGAGGGAAAGGAACAUCGUAUCUUACUCUGUUCAGCCACCUCUCACACAAAUUGCACAUCAUUCUGAGUUGUGUGAUGUAAAAGAACACAUGAAGAAGGAAAUAGAUAGUGGGAAAACGGCUCAACAAGCGUACGAUGCAAUGGAGGCAUGCUUCAAUCUGCUAGACGGGUGGGAUAAUCGUUAUUGUCCUGAAGGUAUGUUUGCACAGCAUACUUUUGCUACUCAAGUCGAUCGUACAUCCAACCAGGCGAAUCGACCAAUUCACGAAAGAAGAACUUGGGAUUGGGCACGAUUCCGUAAGCCUAUGCCAAUUCAGGAGUUUCCCACUUCAGAUGGUAUUCUACUGCCUCCUACAGCAAUCGCCUGUUCGGCUAUUCUUUUGUGUCAUUAUUUGGACACUUGGACUUCAGUAAUCGUACCUUGGCUUGCAGAAAUUGAUUGGUCAGAGAUGGAAUCAUAUUCAACUCUAGAUUUUGCCAUUCGAUUUCACGUUGACGAUCUUGAUGCUACUCAAUGGCAUUUACGUGAGAGUAAAUCCACAACGGCAAACAAUCAAAGAAAUUAUGUAGAAGAACAACUUUGGCAAGAGAAGCCAGGUCAAGAUUUCACGUUAGUGGCUACAGUGACCGAAUCAUGCAUCUUGCGUGGAGUCAGACAGAGGAAAGAAAAAGGAAAGCUUUGAUAUUCAGAGUUUUCACAUUUUAAGAUGCUUUGGAUCUGAUCCACACUACCUCUUCCAUGCUUACAAUUUAUUAUCAUAGAUCUUUGACACUUGGGAAAAAGGUUACAGGUUCAUUAAGUGGUCGGAU